AUAAACUCUGAGCUAUCUUUCAUAGCGUUUCAUUAGAGAGGCGGCUUUGAGGCUGAAAAGUAGGUUAUCCUCUCAUCUAACCCACAGCUACCUGGCUGCUGUACGAGACCCACUGGAGCUUGGGGCAGAGCAGAGGGCGAUGUGGGUGCAUUGCUUUUUGAGGUCUGGGUUGCUGUGUGUCACUCUGCUCCUUGUCACCACCAAGCUCAAGCCAUCUCAGUCUUCCUUCACCAAGAGUUGUCACUCAAGGGAGUCCCUGUCCCAAGCUGUGGACAACCUCUACGUCACAGCGGCCAGGCUGAAGGCCACCGUUCCAGAAGACCGCAUAAAAAACAUACGAUUAUUAAAAAAGAAAACAAAGAAGCUAUUUAUGAAAAGCUGCAGAUUCCAGGAACAGCUUCUUUCUUUCUUUAUGGAAGAUGUUCUUGAUCAGCUCCAGUUACCCGCUUGCAAGGAAAUACAUUUUGUAGAAGACUUUCACAGCCUCAGGCAGAAAUUGAGGCGCUGUAUUUCCUGUGUUUCAUCAGGAGGAGAGAUGAAACCUAUUACCAGGAUGAAGAGAACAUUUUAUAGGAUUGGACACAAAGGAAUUUAUAAAGCCAUCAGUGAACUGGAUAUUCUUCUGUCCUGGAUUAAAGAGCUAUUAGAAAAUAUUUCAUAAGCCAAGAAGCCAACCACACUGACUUGAUAGUAAUUUUGAAAUGCAACAAGAGCCACUAGAAAAUAAAUAACUGAUAACCCCAUAUUUAGUUUUGAAAGUUUUAUAAAUAUUACUGACAGGUGAUUCAGAAUAGCUGAAAGAGACUUAAUGUAAUAAAAUUUGGACAUAAGUAAAUUGUCAUAAAUUUGUACAUUUUCUAUGUGUUCAGAGAAUAUUUUCACCAUGAUAUUUUAUGUAUAAGCACAUUAUAUAAAUCUAUAAUUUAAGGUAUACAAACUGAAUUAACUCAUAUAUGAGCUGUGAUAGAAAAAUAUGGUGACUAUUUAAAUAUAUGGUAAAAGAUCACUGCCAUGAAUUUUGCUCAAAAUAAUCUCCUUUGCUCAACAUACAUUUAUUUGAUUGUUCUUCCCAC
Molecule: messenger RNA, 1073 nt
Organism: Chinchilla lanigera (long-tailed chinchilla)
Lineage: Eukaryota; Metazoa; Chordata; Mammalia; Rodentia; Chinchillidae
Gene: Il26
Product: interleukin 26
Exons: 5
Coding region: 140-661 (173 amino acids)
Source: RefSeq, a predicted model, not a curated record